Molecule: messenger RNA, 999 nt
Organism: Dermacentor silvarum
Lineage: Eukaryota; Metazoa; Arthropoda; Arachnida; Ixodida; Ixodidae
Product: tetratricopeptide repeat protein 9C
Exons: 3
Coding region: 400-984 (194 amino acids)
Molecular function (GO): protein binding
Source: RefSeq, a predicted model, not a curated record
AUAAGUUCACUCAAAAGCCACAAAUGCGUUCCCCGCACUAGAAGUUGGUUCUUUAUUCUAUGGUGACCCAGUGCGCGAGCUGUUGUAGUUCAGUCGUUCGAUUAGUAAGCCAUUUCUUGGGUUAUAUUCGUUUAUCGGGGAAAACAGACUCGUCUUUCACCUCGCCAGUUAAUCGUGCGUCGUUUAAAGUGAACGAAGUUUCGUGGCGCGGUAUCAGAGAAAGUCGUCGACAUUCGGGCUCGCUGUCACAUCGGGUUCAGCGAACGGUGCGGUACCACGCCGUUGCAGUGGCACGUGUUGUGACACCAUUUGACACUUGAGCGUCGCGCGCUCCGUCAGUUGUCGAGAGAUCGUGGGUGUCCGCCCGGCCAGCGCCAUUCCCCUCCUGCAUCGACUGCGAUGGCCGAGACGCAACUGCUGCCGCCGAUGGGAGCCCAAACGAAGGUUGACGGAUUGCCCGCGUCCACCGAGAAGUCGGUGAAACGCCACGACAACCGUGCGACCGUUUCCGAGAACUUGGAGCAGGCCAAGGCUUGCAAACUGGCAGGCAACGAGCUUUACAAGGGUGACAAAAUAAAGCCGGCAAUCCGCAAGUACCACGAGUGUCUGUUGUACCUGCGGGCCUGUCAGGCCCGGUACGACAUGCCCCUCACCGGUACAUUCGGCCCCAAACUAGACGACUUGACAAAGGCGCAGGUGGAAAAGCUUCAAACUGACUGCUACAACAACCUUGCUGCAUGCCUGCUGCAGCUACCGACGUGCAAUUACAACCGGGUGGUGCAGUACUGCAACAUUGUCUUGACGAUGCAGCCCAAUAAUGCCAAGGCCAUUUUUCGCAAGGGUGUUGCUCACUACAAAAUGGGCAGCUUCAGUCUCGCGCGGCAGUACCUGAAUGAUGCCAGAAGGCUGCGCAGGGGCACAGGUGAGUGUUGCCGACAUUUCACAAUGCGCAGGUUAACGCUUGGGCCUACCCGCUCAUUUUAGUAGCUUUAGUGCCUU